ACAGUGUGUUUAUGUCAUAAUGACGAUUUUAAAACAUUUUUGUUUAUUACUCAAACCACCACUCAGAAGAUUUUGUGAUAAUAUAAUAUUAUUUUAUAACGACAAUGUGAUCACUUCAAAAGCACAACCACUUCACAUUCCCGAAAUUAAUCUUCCAGAAUUUAUUUGGCAAAAUUUAGAUAAAUGGCCUGAUCGAACAGCUAUUACAUGUUUAGAAACAGGCAAAAGCUACACUUAUGCGCAACUCUACAAGAGUAGUUUAUCAAUAGCUCACUUUCUUCGAGAUUCCUUAAAAUUGGAAAGACAAGAUACUGUAGGAGUAGUGUUACCCAACGUUCCUGAGUAUCCUAUAAUUGUGUUAGGAGCGGUUCAGGCCGGUCUGAGGGUAACAACAAUCAAUGCUCAAUAUACGUCGGACGAGAUUAGAAGACAGUUAGAAAAUUGUAAAUCAAAGCUUGUUUUUACUUUAUCUGCGUUAUUACCAGUGGUACGCGAAGCCACUACCAAUCCAAUUGUGGCCCUUGGAACCAAUACUGAUACGACUGGUACCAUUAAUUUUGAUAAACUUUUAUCAAAACAAGGUGAUAAUUAUAUUGAACAUGCCGAAGGUAACGAAACUGUUUUCCUUCCAUACUCUAGUGGCACUACUGGUCUCCCUAAAGGGGUAGAAUUGACCCAUUCUAGUAUAAUAACAAAUCUGCUACAACUUACGUCACCAGAAUUUUGCAUAAUCCCUCAAGAAUCCUGGAAAAUUCCAGGUUAUUUACCAUUUUGCCACAUUUAUGGUCUUGUGGUAAUUCUUUUGCAGUCAUUUUUACAAGGUGCUACGGUUAUAGCAAUGCCAAAAUUUUCGGCAAAUCACUUGAUUAAUGUGUUGAAAGAACACAAACCCGAUGCAAUUUUUGGCGUACCCCCUAUUGUACAAUUACUUGUCCAACACCCAAACAUCACAAGCAAAGACUUGCUUCCACUCCGCUUGAUCACCUCAGGAGCUGCCCCUCUAGCCCCCAUAACUAUCGAACAACUCCUUUCAAAAACCCACAAUAAAGUCAAAUUUUUAGAAGGCUACGGGAUGACCGAAACUUCCGCCGCUGCCAUAAUCCAAACUACUUUUCUCGAAAAUGGCUUUAAAGUUGGCGGCAGUGGUUUUGUUCUCCCCAACACUCAAGUCAAAAUUAUUCCAAUGGACGGCUCAACCUUGCAAGGUCUUCCUCGAAACCAACCGGGCGAACUCGUAAUCAAAGGCCCUCAAGUGACCAAAGGCUACCACAACAACCCCGAUGCCACUAAAAGUAUUUUCAUCGAUGGGUGGCUUCGCACUGGCGAUUUAGGUUACUUUGAUGAACACGAGCAUUUUUUUAUCACCGGUCGUUUGAAAGAAAUGAUUAAAGUAAAAGGGUUUCAAGUGGCACCGAGCGAGUUGGAGGAGGUUUUGAAGCAACAUCCUCGAGUGAAGGAUUGUGCCGUUGUGGGAAUCCCCGAUAGUGUUUCAGGGGAAGCACCCAAAGCUUUCGUUGUUGCCAAUUCGCCGAUUUCAGACAAAGAAUUGCAAGAUUUUGUAGCUAAAAGAGUUUCAAAGUAUAAAAGAUUGAAAAGUGUCAAGUUUGUUCAAGCUAUUCCUAGAACCGCCACUGGGAAAAUUUUGAGGCAUGAGUUGCAAUAGUCACAAAUAAAAUAAUGCAUGAUUUAUUUUUUUUCUUUUAAGUUCAUAGCCUUUGAAAAAUUCCGGGACGAUUACAAAACAAUUUUGCAUAUUAAAUGUUGUGAAUAAAAGAAUUGCGCAGUGAGGUUUUUUGUUACGUGUGAUGU
Messenger RNA from Tribolium madens (black flour beetle), 1809 nucleotides. RefSeq names its product 4-coumarate--CoA ligase 1-like. Lineage: Eukaryota; Metazoa; Arthropoda; Insecta; Coleoptera; Tenebrionidae. The transcript has 6 exons. Gene Ontology annotation, cellular component: mitochondrion. Gene Ontology annotation, biological process: fatty-acyl-CoA biosynthetic process; long-chain fatty acid metabolic process. The record is from RefSeq and is a predicted model, not a curated record. Bases 20 to 1663 code for a protein of 547 amino acids. Gene Ontology annotation, molecular function: long-chain fatty acid-CoA ligase activity.